Molecule: messenger RNA, 869 nt
Organism: Schistocerca serialis cubense
Lineage: Eukaryota; Metazoa; Arthropoda; Insecta; Orthoptera; Acrididae
Gene: mRpL51
Product: 39S ribosomal protein L51, mitochondrial
Exons: 2
Coding region: 91-636 (181 amino acids)
Biological process (GO): translation
Cellular component (GO): mitochondrial large ribosomal subunit
Molecular function (GO): structural constituent of ribosome
Source: RefSeq, a predicted model, not a curated record
UUGCGAUUCCAGUUUCCAUACUAAGAAUAACUCUCAACAACCAGUCCCUGAUUGUUUAAGGAACACACAUCCUUCGCAGUGUCGAGCGUUAUGUCUUGUUCACGCAUAAAACCCCAUCCCCAAAUACAUGGAUCUGAAAUUAAAAUGAACUGGCUUCAAAGAAGAUUGAUUCAACCUGUACAACAACUCUACCCAGCUUUGCAGCUGACAGUUGUCAGAUAUAGAUACCAUGCCGAAAAGGUAGCUCAGGGUCCUCUGAAAAGAAGAUACGGAUAUAAAGAGAAAAUCCUGCAGAAAGGAACAUUACCUCAUGUUGAUGGCAGGAGGCUUCCAAUGCCUGAAUACAAACCAAAAAAUGCCUGGAGCGAGAGACGAGCAUUAUUUGGUCAAAAUGAUUAUAUAGAUAUUCUUGGAAAUGAGAAACUUCAUCCAACAAGGAUCUUGUACAAUGUUCCGUCUUGGCUCCGUGGUGUUAGUGGGAAUGAAUAUCGAAUUUUGCUUCGAAAGAGGAAAAUGCUGCAGCAUGGUAUUUUUCCAAUUGCAAGACCAACGAAGUGGUAUGAAUUGGAGAAAAGAAUACGAUACUUGUAUAGAUUUAUGAACAGAAAAACAAAAACGUAUGCUUCAAAUAGUUGAUCUUGUGCUGUAUUUACUGUAUUUCAGAUUAUGUAUUUGUGCGUAACAGUCUAGCAUGACAGUAUUCCGAGACAUACUGCAUUAAAAAAUGUUAAUACUUACAAGUUAAUUAUGAUACUGUUGUAAACGUCAUUAUCCUCUGAAUAACAAUGCAUACAGUAGCAGUAUUUGUUGUGUAUUGGGAGAAUAAUUCUUGUACAUUACACCUAAAUAAAUAAUGUGUGCUGUUGUUA